Molecule: messenger RNA, 726 nt
Organism: Acanthamoeba castellanii str. Neff
Lineage: Eukaryota; Discosea; Longamoebia; Acanthamoebidae
Product: LIM domain containing protein
Exons: 3
Coding region: 1-726 (241 amino acids)
Biological process (GO): actin filament bundle assembly
Cellular component (GO): plasma membrane; actin cytoskeleton
Molecular function (GO): actin filament binding
Source: RefSeq, a predicted model, not a curated record
AUGAGCUUCGUCGCCAGCAAGAACUCGCAAUGCCAUUUCUGUGGCAAGACGGUGUACGCCAUGGAGAAGAUGGACGCCGACGGAAAGAGCAUGCACAAGGCGUGCUUCAAGUGCGAGCACUGUCAGUGCGUCCUCAAGCUGGGUAACUUCGCCGCAAUGGGAGGCCGCUACUUUUGCAAGCCCCAUUUCAAGCAGCUCUUCAAGGAGAAGGGCAAUUACCAUUCGGGCUUCGGUUCAGAGGAUGCCAAGUCCAAGUGGGCUCCCCAGGCUGUCGUGUACGGCGCCCCGGGCGCCAACUUCAUGAAGGCAUCCGGCAGCGAGUGGGACUCGCGUCAGACCAAGUCCUUCCGCAUGCCUCGCCCGAGGACCGACGCCGACAUCGACGCACCCAAGUCCUCCACCCUCACCCUGGAGCCCAAGCCACCUCCCCGAGAGUCUCUGGCCCAGCUGGCCUCCGUGGGCGCCCUCAAAUCGGUUGGCGAGCGCUGGGGAUCUCCGCCCACCGGCCCUGCGGCCGAUGCCUCGCGCGAUCAGAGGCGACGUGCCGCUCUCGAGGCCAGGAAGUCGGAGACCGACUCUCCCAUCUCCCCUCGUGCGGCCGAGAAGGAUGAGACGCCCGCUGCUGCUUCGCCCGAGGUGAAGAUUACUCCUGCUGCCACCCCUUCCCCACCCCUGCUGCCACCCCCGCCCCCGCUGCCGCCCCGGCCAAGACCGUCGACGAGUUGA